Messenger RNA from Gorilla gorilla gorilla (western lowland gorilla), 1792 nucleotides. RefSeq names its product SH3 domain binding kinase family member 2 (gene SBK2). The transcript is spliced from 4 exons. Gene Ontology annotation, biological process: protein phosphorylation. The coding region runs from base 70 to 1116 and encodes 348 amino acids. Gene Ontology annotation, molecular function: ATP binding; protein serine/threonine kinase activity. Lineage: Eukaryota; Metazoa; Chordata; Mammalia; Primates; Hominidae. The record is from RefSeq and is a predicted model, not a curated record.
CAUGGGCCCUAAGUGCCGGGCACUGACCACAGCCGGCGGCCGAAGGGUCAGGAGGGCCUUGGAGGAGAGAUGCCCGGCAAACAGUCUGAGGAAGGGCCGGCGGAGGCAGGGGCUUCGGAGGACAGCGAGGAGGAGGGUCUGGGCGGCCUGACGUUAGAGGAGCUCCAGCAGGGCCAGGAGGCUGCCCGCGCGCUGGAGGACAUGAUGACGCUGAGUGCUCAGACCCUGGUCCGAGCCGAGGUGGACGAGCUCUACAAGGAAGUGCGUCCCCUGGGCCAGGGUCGCUAUGGCCGCGUCCUUCUGGUCACCCAUCGUCAGAAAGGCACACCCCUGGCACUGAAGCAGCUCCCGAAACCCCGCACAUCCCUCCGUGGCUUCCUGUACGAGUUCUGUGUGGGGCUCUCGCUGGGCGCGCACUCAGCCAUCGUGACGGCCUACGGCAUUGGCAUCGAGUCGGCACACUCCUACAGCUUCCUGACGGAGCCCGUCCUGCACGGGGACCUCAUGGCCUUCAUCCAGCCCAAGGUGGGCCUCCCGCAGCCCGCGGUGCACCGCUGCGCCGCCCAGCUGGCCUCCGCCCUGGAGUACAUCCACGCCCGCGGCCUGGUGUACCGGGACCUGAAGCCGGAGAACGUCCUGGUGUGCGACCCGGACUGCCGGCGCUUCAAGCUGACCGACUUCGGCCACACGAGGCCUCGCGGGACGCCGCUGCGCCUGGCCGGGCCGCCCAUCCCCUACACGGCCCCCGAGCUCUGCGCGCCCCCGCCGCUCCCCGAGGGCCUGCCCAUUCAGCCCGCCCUGGACGCCUGGGCGCUGGGCGUCCUGCUCUUCUGCCUCCUCACGGGCUACUUCCCCUGGGACCGGCCCCUGGCCGAGGCCGACCCCUUCUACGAGGACUUCCUCAUCUGGCAGGCGUCGGGCCAGCCCCAGGACCGCCCUCAGCCCUGGUUCGGCCUGGCCCCCGCGGCCGACGCGCUUCUGUGGGGGCUGCUGGACCCUCACCCCCGAAGGAGGAGCGCUGUGAUCUCCAUCAGGGAGCACCUGGGGCGCCCCUGGAGGCAGCGGGAGGGCGAGGCUGAGGCAGUGGGAGCGGUGGAAGAGGAGGCUGGGCAGUGAGGAGGCCCCGGGGGAUGCAGAAAGGGAAGCCGCCCCACCCGAGGCCUCCAAGGCCGACGGCUUUUGGUUUCUCCUCAGUGUGUUUUCAUCCAUGGGGCUUGGGAUUCCCCUCUGCAUCCUCCUCCUCUCUCCUCUCUGCAGGCUGCAUUCCUCCCUUGGUCCAUGAGGGCCUCAGACCUCCGCAUGUCCCUCCAUACCUGCCGCCACCUUCCCCAGGGUCUCAGACCUCCGCGUGGCUCUCGGGAGCUGCCGCCACCUUCCCCAGGGCCUCUGCACUUGCUCUUUGCUCAGGACACUUUACGCUCAUCCCCUCACCCCCUGCAUGUUUAUUUUUUUUGAGACAGGGUCUCGCUCUGUCUCCCAGGCUGGAGUGCAGUGGUGCUCUCUCUGCUCACUGCAGUCUCAAAAUCCACAGCUCAAGCAAUCUUCCUGCCUCAGCCUCCUGAGUAGCUGGGACUACAGGCAUGCGCCACCACGCUAGGCUAAUUUUUAACUUUUUUUAGAGAUGGAGGGGUCUUGCUAUGUUGCCCAGGUGGGUCUCAACUCCUGGCCUCAAACAAUCCUCCUGCCUCAGCCUCCUGAGUAGCUGGGACUACAGGCAUGCGCCACCACGCUAGGCUAAUUUUUAACUUUUUAAAGAGAUGGUUGGGGGCGGGUCUUGCUAUGUUGCUCAGGC